Thecamonas trahens ATCC 50062 is the source of this 1796-nucleotide messenger RNA. RefSeq lists its product as uncharacterized. Bases 21 to 1796 code for a protein of 591 amino acids. The record is from RefSeq and is a predicted model, not a curated record. Gene Ontology annotation, biological process: iron-sulfur cluster assembly. The transcript is spliced from 2 exons. Lineage: Eukaryota; Apusomonadida; Apusomonadidae. Gene Ontology annotation, cellular component: cytosol. Gene Ontology annotation, molecular function: ATP-dependent FeS chaperone activity; iron-sulfur cluster binding; ATP binding.
GAGGAGGAGGAGGAUUGUACAUGAGUGGAGAGCAGCAGACGUUUGGCUGUCCGUCUGGAAGUGCUGAGGCAGGGCAUGCGGCACAGUGCUCUGGCUGUCCGGGCGCUGGCGAGUGUGCGUCGGGCGGCGGAGUCGACCCGGAUGCGGCCGCCAUUAGCUUGCGAAUGAAGGCGACGGGGAAGCGGAUUCUGGUUCUUUCGGGAAAGGGAGGUGUGGGGAAGACAACUGUCGCUGCUCUGCUUGCGACGGGGCUGGCGGCGCGAGUGGCGGCAGCCAAGAAGCCGAGCUCGGCCCGAGCGGGAUCAUCAUCAGCGGCGCAGACGGCGAGGCCCAAGCGAAAGGCGGCGCCCGCUGUAGGCCUCUGUGACGUCGAUCUGUGUGGUCCGUCGUGUGGAUUGGUCAUGGGUGUCGGCGGCGAGUCUGUGGUGGCGACAGAGUAUGGAUGGCAGCCUGUAGUGGCCUCGCUCGGUGCGGGAGCAGACUCGGACUUUCCGGGCGUCAAGGUCAUGUCGGCAGCGUUCUUGCUUGGCGGUGACGACAAGCCUGUGGUGUGGCGCGGUCCACGCAAGUCAUCGCUCAUCCGGCGCUUCCUCAAGGACACCUUCUGGGGCAGGCUGCAGUAUCUGAUCUUUGACACUCCACCGGGCACGUCGGACGAGCACCUCACCGUGGUCAAGUCGCUGGUCGACUCUGCUGCGCCCGAGGGUGCGGUCAUUGUGACCACGCCGCAGGCUUCUGCGCUCAACACUGUCAAGCGCGAGAUCCUUUUCUGCGCUGCCAUGGAUGUGCCUGUCCUCGGCGUUGUCGAGAACAUGGCCGGCUUUGUCUGCCCCUGCUGCACCGACGUGACCGCCAUCUUUGACCCUUACGUCUCAAGCCACCCGGCGGCGACGGGCCUCUCUGGCGGCGCUGCUCUUGCCGCCGAAUUUGGCCUGCCCUUCCUUGGUGGCCUCCCGCUCGAUCCGAGCCUGGCCACCCUAGCCGACGCCGGACAGCACCCGCUUCUUACCGGCGACGCCGAGAGUCCUCUGCGUGAUGCCCUCAACGCCGUCCUUGAUGCCCUUCUCGCUGUUCUCGACGGCACUUCGGAGGUCCCUGCCGCUGUCCCUGUCGCGCAGGCCUUGAGUGACCUGACGCGGGCAACGACGGCGACCAAGGCGAUGGCAGAGUCAGGAGCGCUGGGCUCGGCGACGGGCGGCUCGACGCUGGACAACAAUGACGAGAUCUUUGACAUCUUUGAUGAGAACAACAAGCUGAUUGGCCAGGCUCGGCGGGAGGAUGUGCACAAGCAGGGGCUCUUCCACCGCGCGGUCAACGUGGUUCUCAUGGACAACGCGGGCCGCGUCCUGCUGCAGCAACGCUCGGUUGGAAAGGCCAUCAAUGGUGGGUGUUGGGACGUAUCGGUUGGUGAGCAUCUGUCGCCUGGGGAGACUUAUCGUCAGGCUGCUGUCCGCGGCCUGGCGGAGGAGCUCGGUCUUGCUGGUGGCGAUCCGGGAGACGCGCUCGUGUGCAUCGAAGAGCCACGGCUGUGUGCGUACAGCUACCCAGAGGUCGGCAAAAUCGACAACGAGUUCUGUGCCCUCUACCUCUGGCGCGGCUUUGAUCCGGCCGUCCAUCCUGUUGUCCCAGACGGCAUCGAGGUCUGUGACGUGGCAUGGCUCCCGCUCGACCACGCUGCUGGUCACCCCGAUCUCCUUGCCCACACCGGCGGCAAGCACACCCCACGCUCAACGACUCGCUUCCACUUGUUGACCCCCUGCGUCCGUGGUCUGAGCCUAGCAGCAUGGGCGCGCUAA